AUGCCAAAGUCAGAUGACAGCCCUUCUCAGCCCGACAAACCUGCAGUCACACCCCUUCACCCUGCAUACACUGUCACCAAUGUUCAGUCCAAGAUUCGGACCCUUGAUGGCACCAAAGUAACAUAUUCCCAAUGGGUCAAGCUGUUCACCUUUCAUGCCAUCGCUUACAAGGUUCUAGACCAUAUCGAUGACACCCAAAAACCAACCAAAACUGACCCUGAUUACGAAACCUGGAAAGAAAUCGAUGCUUUGGUCUCUCAAUGGAUCUAUAGCACGAUAUCCGAUGACUUGCUGGGCACCGUCCUUGACACCACCGCUUCGGCUCGAACCACUUGGCUACAACUUCAGAAAAAAUUCUUGGGAAACAAGCAAGCCAAGGCAGCAGCUCUGGAGACUCGUUUCGUUAACCUUACACUCGCCUCAUGUGCCUCAGUCGAUGAUUAUUGCCAACAGUUGAAAGAACUAGCAAACCAGCUCUCGGAUGUGGAUCAACCUGUUACUGAGAGCCGAAUGGUACUGCAGUUGGUCAGAGGUCUUUCAGCCGAAUUUGACACCACUGCCCAACUAAUUCAUUCACAGCAGGCCGACUGGGACACGGCCCGUACUAUACUUAAUGAUGAGGUUAUUAGGUUAGAAGCUCGGAAACAACAAUCCUCUUCGGUCCUCUACACACCCGCCCCUACAAACCACACCACUAAUCAGCAAACACCUGCUCACUCUUCAGAAAAUAAUCAACAGCAGCAGCAGCCUCCCUCGUAUAGGGGUAGAGGCCGCGGACGUGGUCAGGGCUACCGUGGACGUGGAGGAAGAGGAAGAGGAAACAGGGGUCAAUCACCUCCAACACCUUGGAAUUUUUUGAACUACACGGGACAGCAGCAGCAAUUCCCACAGUGGGCGUGGUGGUCCACCCCCCCGUGUCCAUACCCCACUCAGAAUACAUGGAAACCCAACCCGACCCCACAGCAUCCGUCAGCAAAUUUUGCGGCCCCUCGGAUCUCAGUGCAGCCUUCCAAACAAUGCAGUUACAAUAUCAAGAUCCGAAUGCUGUGA
Helianthus annuus (common sunflower) is the source of this 1050-nucleotide messenger RNA. RefSeq lists its product as uncharacterized. Lineage: Eukaryota; Viridiplantae; Streptophyta; Magnoliopsida; Asterales; Asteraceae. The record is from RefSeq and is a predicted model, not a curated record. The coding region runs from base 1 to 1050 and encodes 349 amino acids. The transcript has 2 exons.